AUGUCUCGAAGAUACGCCAGCCUGCGUAGUCCGGCGUACCAAGUAGAGAAACUUUCAGCUGCAGACUUAGUGCCUACCACCACUAAAUUCAGCGAGGAACGGGCGAUUCUGCAACUACGACACAAUGAGCUUGGCGAGACCCUAGCAGGAUGCUUAGCACUCUUUGUUCCAGGUUCGCGAAUCAAAGUACGGGCUCCUCUGGAAAAGCUCUCAACGCAACAGUUGCUUGAGCUUUCAGGAGAUGUUUACGAUGAAGUUGUCCGAAGGAAAUAUAAUCUAGUCCACGCACUAAACUUGCGAGAAGGUUUCCAUCCCAAGCGGAAUCAAACUCGGCAGAGGCUGGCCUUACUAUCCUCGUCGAAAUUCCAAGAUUUAUGUGGAGACGUUCACUUCGAAAUCAGCCGACGAUAUCCGGAAUUUCAACAUGUGCCUAUAGCGAUCGGACAAUCCUCAUCUCGCCCAAGUCCUGGUUCUCAUUCUCAUUCUCCGCACCAUAACGCCCUGGAUGCUACCCCCAGCCGAGCUGGCAGCGGCGGUCCCUCGGAAGAUCAAGUUGGUAACUCCACGUCGAAUUGGUACGAUAGACGUCUUCCGACCUAUGAAUCCUCUCUGAGCACACCGAUGCCACCUACUGGGUCCGUCCCAACUCAUAAUGCACGAGGAGAACGCGACUUCGCUCUGUCUGAGCGGCGGGUCUCUCUGCAUUCCCUAAGUAGAGGAGGCGACCCCAUGAAUACAACUGUCACCCGGUCGUUACCCAUCACGCCUACAUUUUCUAGCGGAGAGAGACCCGAGCAUAAAGGCAAACGCGGGGCUCUAGUGCGCGCAUUCCUCGACGGCGACCUAGAUGCUGUCCUAUUAAUGUGGGAAGACCACGAAGGAAGAAUUCGCCACCUUGAAGACCAGUUGGCAAGAGCAGAGUCAGUUCGUAACUACUUUCAGCUGAACAAGGCGGGCUAA
Messenger RNA from Pleurotus ostreatus (oyster mushroom), 960 nucleotides. RefSeq names its product component of the polarisome. The record is from RefSeq and is a predicted model, not a curated record. The transcript is spliced from 5 exons. Gene Ontology annotation, molecular function: MAP kinase scaffold activity. Bases 1 to 960 code for a protein of 319 amino acids. NCBI's taxonomy places the organism in Eukaryota, Fungi, Basidiomycota, Agaricomycetes, Agaricales, Pleurotaceae.